AUGGUACUCCAAACUGUCUCAUGUUCUUACCUUGACAGGUUUUAUCAAUCUAAUGUUGAUCAUAGUCUCUUCACUAAGACUACGGGCACCAUGUUCACUGCCAUCCUGAUCUAUGUUGAUGACAUUUUUGUUACUGGCAACGACCUACCAACCAUCACUGCUCUCAAGAACCACUUGGGUACUGCAUUCGACAUUCUCUCUGAUGCUGGUCAACUUGGUUCUCGCCCUGCUUACUUUCCUAUGGAGCGGCAUCUUAAACUCAAUGACAGUGAUGGUACCCCUCUUGUUGAUCCAGCCUUUUACUGUCGCUUGAUUGGUCAUCUCAUCUUCCUGACCAUUUCAAGUCCAGAUAUUACUUACACAGUCAAUCUUUUGAUCCAAUUUAUGCAUGCUCCUCAUGAGCCCCACCAGCAAGCUGCCCUUCAGUUACUUCAGUAUUUGAAGACCACUCCCGGUUAUGGCUUAUUUUUCUCUUCAGCUUAUAGUUUCCAAUUAUCUGCCUAUUGUGACUCUGACUGGGCCAGUUGCUUUAUGACUCGUCGAUCCACCACUGGCUUUGUUGUCAAACUUGGCGAUAGCCCCAUCUCUUGGCAUACCAAGAAACAAUCCACUGUAUCUCGCUCUUCUACUGAAGCUGAAUAUCAUGCCAUAGCCAAUACCUCUUGUGAGAUUAAAUGGCUACAAUUUAUUCUUCGUGAUUGUUAA
Molecule: messenger RNA, 705 nt
Organism: Magnolia sinica
Lineage: Eukaryota; Viridiplantae; Streptophyta; Magnoliopsida; Magnoliales; Magnoliaceae
Exons: 2
Coding region: 1-705 (234 amino acids)
Source: RefSeq, a predicted model, not a curated record